AUCGCCAGGAUGCUCUCCGACAACGUCACCACGACUGGGGGCGAAACGAAAAAAAGCUCCAAGCCCGUCAUGGAAAAGCGUCGCCGUGCCAGGAUCAACGCUAGUCUAACGGAACUGAAGUCCUUGUUACUGGAGGUCAUCAAGAAAGAGGGCACGAGGCACAGUAAAAUGGAAAAGGCAGAUAUUCUGGAACUAACAGUCAGACAUCUUGGACAAUUACAAAAGGAGCAAGUGACGGGUAUGGCGUCCACAGAUCCAUCAGGAUAUAACAAAUACCGUGUCGGUUUUAAUGACUGCUUCACCGAAAUGAGUCGAUUCUUGUCGUCAGAGAAAGAUAUCAACGUGGAAUUAAGGAUACGCAUAUUGAAUCACCUGUCAAACUAUCUGUAUGAACGUUCCCAGAAUCAAUUAUCAAACGGCACCUCAAGCGGAGCGGGUGGACAAGCCCAGCAGACUAUCUGUGUGUCCAGAGGAUCUGACAUCCAGGCCUUACUGUCCGGUUGCGUGUCUACAGGAACGGACGUUCAAGACAAAGUGUCCAAUGCUUCAUCCAAGUCGACCUGUGCUCCGCAAAGAUUGCUCCACGGAGUGCCCGAAAUUCGACCAACCUUCGUCCAAGUGGUCAACUCCGGCACAGCGCCAAACAUACAAUCCUCGAUAACUUCGGCGCCGCCGUCCACCAGUCACGACAGGCAUGCUGCCCACGUGACAACCACGAUGCCGCCUCCAGUAACAAUCGGCGGUGAAGCUGAAGUUCUACAACCAUGUCAAGCAAAUGUCGUACACUCCAUUCAAGACUCAUUAAACCAGGUGACUGGCGUCAAUAGUGAAAACAAUAUGCUACAGAGUCUUCACUUCCUUCCAACAAAAUUAACAAGUGGAGGCAUGACGUAUGUUCUUCCUGCCAAUGUCUCUGUGGUUCCCAGCGGAAGUAUCCCCAGUUACGUCAUACCUGUCUUUACCUCGCCAGAUUUGGCUUCAGGUUCUCCGAUUGGUUCACAGCAACCGUUGUCCCUAGCAACUAUCGCCACGCCGUCAGUUCCAUCGAGGUUUUUCAAAGAAGACGAGAGUUCGUCACAGUACCAAUCGCCCAGUGGUAGUACUUCUGCUUUUGUUCCGGAGGUCAAAGGUAUUUUACCAAGCCAAGGCUUUACACCAAUGUCGCCUGCAAAGUUGUCAUAUACGUCGAGUAGUAUUCGCUUACCCAUACGCGAGAACCAAGACAACAAGCCUACGACAUCAACAUUGUCUUCUGUGUUACAUGUACAUUCUGUAAGUGGCCUGUCUAUUCCGGUACCUUCCGACGUGAUUCGUGCAGUUCCGGAAGUGGCCCAAGAACGAGCCAAUAUGGCGGAACAUGACGUUAUGUGGCGCCCAUGGUAAUUAUCAAACUUUAUCAAACCGUGAUUAAAUUCAUUUAUAUGGUCGAAUGGUUUAACAUUAGGUUGAGUAUCAGUCCGCUGCGUCAAGGUGAUUCUUAUCGUAGAAUAAAUGAGAGAUGGGCAAUUUUCAACACAGUAAGGGACAAACUCCGGAAGGUGCACGUUCAGAUUUCUGAAAGCUGGGGCGUAGGCAGAUAUCCAUGUUUCCUUGAUGGAAAACUUACCGCUCAACACCACCUUGCUACUGCCAUUUCACAGCCACAGCUUUGACUGGAUGAGAAUAUAGGUUAUGUCAUUCAACGAAAAAGACACACCUUUCAUAAAAAAACACGACGGAGAUUUUCAUUUCCGUCGUGAUUUGGAUGAAAAGAAAGACCAAUGUCGGUUCGACAGUACGUUGGCAGACUGAAAGCAGCGGACUGAUGUUCAGACUAUCUUAAUAUACUGGCCAUAAUAGUUUCCUGUGAUUUUCAAGGUCUGCGAUAAUUUACUUACCGUCAUAUUUUAUAAUAUACAUGUAUAUUUAGUUUAUGGUACGCCAAAUUUAUCCGCGGUCAUGCGAAACCAGUGAUAUAUUUCGUUGCAUAUAUUUACACACGAACAAACUUUGGUUAAUUUUAGUAUAGAUUAUGUUUACACAUUAUAUACAUGUACGU
Molecule: messenger RNA, 2038 nt
Organism: Liolophura sinensis
Lineage: Eukaryota; Metazoa; Mollusca; Polyplacophora; Chitonida; Chitonidae
Exons: 4
Coding region: 10-1383 (457 amino acids)
Biological process (GO): regulation of DNA-templated transcription
Molecular function (GO): protein dimerization activity; DNA binding
Source: RefSeq, a predicted model, not a curated record